AUGUUUGAAAAAGAGUGAACGUCGCAGCGACAGCAGCAGUGGCGGCCGUCGUUGAGGCGCUUCCCAUAAUGCACUCCCCGAUCAUCAGCGGGAAACCAAAAUGGCGAACGUGCUAGGGGAAAAUGAGCCAUUUGUUAUUUUCUGAGGAAGACACAGGACCCGCAAGUUUCCAGACACACUUUUGGAAUAAAUUCGCCGGCAGACAGAGCGGGACACCGGGGUUUGCUCCUAUUCAGUUAUUUUUUUUGUCGUACGAGGAGGUUGUUGAAGCGGAGGUGACCGAAUGAGAGACUCAGGGGUUGUGGAUCACCUGCCUGUCCAUCACAGAGGUCAUCCCCAGUGGCAGCAGCAGGCUGUGUCCUUGUCCCCCACGAGCCUCUCUGUUAAGGGAGAGUAUGGAGAAGACGGCAUGUCUGACAGGUUUUCAGAAGGACAGGACGUCUUGGCCCGGUGGUCAGAUGGCUUGUUCUAUUUGGGGACAAUCACAAAGAUAGAUCGAGACAAGCAGCGAUGCUUUGUGAUUUUCGAGGAUCAGUCAAAAUCUUGGGUUCUCUGGAAGGACAUUCAGACAGGGGAUGAAGAUGAUGAUGAUGACGAGGAUGAUGACAUCGUCUGCUCCAUAUGCCAGGAUGAAGCUUCAGAGGAACCCAAUGAGAUUGUCAUUUGUGACAAAUGUGGACAAGGCUACCAUCAGCUGUGUCACACCCCCAUCAUUGAUGCUGCUGUCAUUGACUCUGAUGACAAGUGGCUUUGCUCAGAAUGUGAGCUCACUUCUAUGCCCAAGAGGGGGAGGGCGCACAGAAGGGGAGCAUCCGCUAAAGACUUUCUGCAUCAAGAGCAGCAUCAGCAGCAGCACAUGGAGCUGCACCUGUCCUUCCCAUACUCACUGGAUGAACUGGAGUGGGACCAGGGCCACAAGACCAACAGCCAGCAGUGCUACUGCUACUGUGGUGGUCCUGGAGAAUGGUACCUGAAGAUGCUGCAGUGUAGCAGGUGUCAGCAGUGGUUCCAUGAAGCCUGCCUCCAUUGCCUACAGAUGCCCAUGCUCUAUGGAGAUAGGUUUUAUGUGUUUGUUUGUUCCGUUUGUAAUGGUGGACCAGAGUACCUCAACCGUCUGCCUCUCAGCUGGAAGGAUGUCACACACCUGAGCCUGUACAACCUGAGUGUGAUUCACAAGAAGAAGUAUUUUGACUCUGGGAAGGACCUGAUGGCUUAUAUCAACGACAACUGGGAGCUGCUGCAGCUAGGAGAGCUCGCCAACACUCCAAGAUCAGAGCGAUACGAAAGUGUUCUCUUGGCGCUAAACAACAAUAGCUGCAUGUUCAUGUCAGGGAAAGAGGUGAAAAAAAAGAAACACUUGUUUGGCCUAAGAAUCCGUUUCCCUCCUGCUCCUCCCAACUGUGAUGAGCCAGCUGGCAGAGUGAUGGAGAAGGCUUCACAUGAGAUCACCAUCAAGGGAUGCAAGUCCACCAAAGCCCUGUCUGGCGUGAGAAGUUCCAGUGCUCUAACCAAUGGCACAGAGAAGAAGAAAAAGAGGAAGCAAGGAGCUCGUUGUCUGGAGCCUCUGGCUAAACCACAACGCUCCGCUGAGCUUUCGUCCCAGGAAAUCAGAAAACCUCUACCACUAGAGUCCCAUGCAUUGGAUCAUUUAUCCCCCAUCAACACCAGGAGCGACAGGUCUCUGCUGUCUUCACGAACUUCAGAUGUGGAAUCUAUAGGAGCCCUGAGCACCUCAGAAACUACCUCAACUAGCAUUUCAAGACAGUCCAGCCUCUGCAGUUCCAGCAAGACACGUGCAGCAGCCAGCAUCAUGCCUGUUUCCCCUCCACCUAUAAAAAGGAAGCGUGGGCGGCCGCGACGGGCCCUGCAGCCCCCCAACCCAGAGAUCCCCCCUCCCAGCCUUGCAGACACAAACCCCUCAGCCACAGAGAUGCUGAGCUCCCUCCCAGGGCUUCACUCCACGGACAUAGUUCAUGGCAUGGACCCCAACAGCCAGCUGUCCCACCUCAAGAGCUCCAUCAGCAGCUAUUUCGGAGCAGCGGGGCGACUGGCUUGUGGGGAAAAGUACAAAGUCCUGGCCCGACGGGUCACCCUCGACGGCAAGGUGCAGUACUUGGUGGAGUGGGAAGGAGUCACUGCCUCUUAGGCUUAACGCUCUCCCAAUCACCUCUAACUUUAAAGAGCACCAUCAGGAGUUUGAGGCCGUGCUGAGGACAUGUGUAUUCAGAGCAUUAACUGAUAUAUGCCUUUGUUUAGUUUAGACAGGAGCAAGUUUUGCCUGUUAAGCUCACUGUAAAGCCUACUGGUUCAGUGUAGUCCACAGUGAUUAUCACACACAUGUAUUAUCCUCAUCUGUUCAAAAAUAGUUGACCAAUCAGGGUGAAGAAUGGUCGUACCACACCGUGUUUUCCAUAUUCCAGUUUUAGCUUUCAUUAUGUGCUUUGAAUGUUUACAGAAACCCCCCAUUUAUUCUGGGGCAAACAGUAGUUCUGUACACUGCACCUGUAGGCUUUCAGUGAUCCGUUUAUUGUGCUGAUUUUUAAUCCAGUGAUAUGCUUUUCAUUUCCAGACCAGUUAAGUAUGGAACUGUAAGGUUUUUUGACAGAAUGUAGUCGGUCAGGUAUUAAAAUGGUGAAUCAUGGAGGAUAAGCGAAAGAGGGGGAGUUUUUAUUUAAACAUUAAUUGUUUGAUACCUGCAACCAUGCAGUAAACAAUUAAUGCUUGUUUCAUUUUUUUCUUACCAAAUGUGGUAAAUAAAAACGCGUCCCUCUACAACAGGGCCCCCCUCUCUCUAAGUCCCAGCCCUGAGUACCUCUGGUUGCCUUUGGCAGACUUAUCCUUUAACCCUGUUUUGGAAAGUGUGCUUUGUUUUGAGCAGUUAGGGAGGAACUCAAAGAGAUGUGCUGCUGCAAAUGUUUAUUAUUUUAUAUAGAACUAUACUACAUUUGUUAUUACCCAUUUCCUUGUUCUUUUUCAUAUGCCUUUUCUGUUCAAUGGGGCAGACUUCUUGUGUAAUUUUAAUCAUGGAUUCACUUGCACGUAUCAAGUUCUCUCCAAAAGUUUUCGGGUUAUUAAAGGAAGUGUUUCUCAUCAAAUUUUCAAGACUUUAAAUUUAAAUGAGGGAUUCUUAGCUUCAUCAAAUUUCCCAAGCCCAGACCUAAAGGAUUUCCUACUAAGUUGUCCAUUCUGACAAAACUAAUUUUGUUUUCAUAGAUUUUGUGAAGAAUCUUCAGUGUCCUUGUCUAAAUACAUAGCCUUUUAAAACAUUUUCAUUUAAAUUUGAUAACAUGACUCUUAACUUUAAAAUCUCUAAGGACCUAAUUUAGUUUUCUUUCUUUGCUAGUUAAAUGACUACAUACCCAUCUCCCACACAAAGACUUCAGAAUUGUUUUCUAUUUUUUUGUGUGCUGCCUAUGCAAGUUGGACCUGGAAAAAGCCGUUGUUCGGUUACAGAAUUGGACCAUAUGGCUUUAGAAAGGGGAGCUUCAGCAUCGCUAGUGUGAUGAUUUGACUCAGGCAUUCAAUUUUCUGUGUGAUGAGUGCGACAAACAUGCACUUGCUUUAUUUUUGUUUUUACAUCAAGUUCACGUUGUGGUGCACACUCAGGACAUGCCCUGAAACUUCACUGCAUUGCAUUGGCCAGCUUUUGCAGCAUGAAAGGAGGUUGUGAUUCAAGUUGUUCAUUCGUUGUUGUUGGUCAGUGUUUUAUAUCAACUUCUGUAUUUUUCAUUACUUUGGACCGUAUUAACAUAUGUAGGCUGUUUUUUUUUGUUUUUUUGGUUUUUUUUUUAAUGUUUUGAGCAAAAUAAUUUGUAGUUCAUUUUACUGCGACACUUGCUUGUUUAAACUGAGUCAGAAAACAAUCACUGGAAAACUAAAAUGCUGUAUGUCAUUGCAAGAGGUAAAUAUUCAGUUAGUAUCUCUUUUUGGAGAUGUUUCUGCUUUCGUUAAGAUGAACACACACUGAUAGGUCUUUUUUUGUAGGGAUGUAUUCAGUGCAUUUGAAGCUUCUCUCUGUUUUGUCGGUGUCUCAGCCUAGAUGUUGCUGCCACUGGCUUCCAGCAGGCUUCUGCAGCCAAAGAACAUACAUGUAACGUCUGCUUUGUCUUUUGAGAUUCUUCUUAUUACGUUUUUAUACAUCAUUAUAUAGGUUGACGUGUUACUUGUGAACCUGUUUUGUUAAAGAAUAAAUAAAAGCAGAUAUUUUGAA
This is a messenger RNA of Acanthochromis polyacanthus (spiny chromis), 4210 nucleotides long. RefSeq names its product metal response element binding transcription factor 2 (gene mtf2). Bases 284 to 2146 code for a protein of 620 amino acids. The record is from RefSeq and is a predicted model, not a curated record. The transcript has 15 exons. Gene Ontology annotation, molecular function: chromatin binding; DNA binding. Gene Ontology annotation, cellular component: nucleus. Gene Ontology annotation, biological process: regulation of DNA-templated transcription; chromatin organization. NCBI's taxonomy places the organism in Eukaryota, Metazoa, Chordata, Actinopteri, Pomacentridae.